Molecule: messenger RNA, 2157 nt
Organism: Trichosporon asahii var. asahii CBS 2479
Lineage: Eukaryota; Fungi; Basidiomycota; Tremellomycetes; Trichosporonales; Trichosporonaceae
Exons: 4
Coding region: 1-2157 (718 amino acids)
Source: RefSeq, a predicted model, not a curated record
AUGCGGGCGACCACUAUCCAGCGCUUCGUCUUGUACGCUGCCGUAGCGCCGUUUGCUCUGCUCACAUUAGUCUUUUGCCUGAUCCACGCCAUCGCAAUGUGCGGCAACCUCGGCCGCGCGGGUCAAAUCAAGUCGAAAGCCUGGUCGCAGAAGUGGAAGUACGCUGGCCAGAAUCUCGCAAUUGAGCGCGUCCGCGGGUCCGACUCUGCUGCGGUGGUGUUCGCCAACGUGAUCCCGACAUUACUCGUUGUGAGCUGGGCUGCAGGUGUCCUUGUCUGGCUUCUGAUUCGGGCGUGCUGCAGCUCGCUGAGUAGAGUGCGCUCUCUGCGCUCGGAACUGCGUGCUCUCCAGUGGCUCAGCAUUGCCGGUGGGGUGAUCGUGUUCUGGUUCAUUGUCGGAUACUUCGCCCGCCUAUCUGUGCUUGCUCGUCACAGAGGAAUCGUAUACGUACCCCGCCUGGUCGCACUGGAGUUCGCUUGGGCGUUACCGCUUCUGCUGGCAGUUCUUUGCGCUUGGAUUUGGCUGCGCACUUGGGCAAAGAGACACGCCAACGGACAGUACCAUGCCAGCGUGAGGGUAUUGGAGCAGGGGAAGGGGUUCAACACCUACCAGAUCGAGUCAUGGAAGAACGACGAAGAAUCUUUCCGGUCAAGGAUGUCUGGUGACCCGGACGGCGAAACGCAGGCUGAGGCAGAAUGCGAAACCGAGGUCACACCGUUCCAGUUGGCGCCGACACAGCCAUACGCCCACACGACCGCCAUAACCGUUCCAGAGCUCAAGGAAGCGGACACACCUCCGGCUUACCGUAGCCCAACACCAGGAGCGGGCUACAGCGCUGCCUUGCAGCCCAGCCCAAAGGAGCUUCGGCAGCCAAUCGCAGGACCGUCGGCACGUCCGACUAGCUCAAAACGACAAGCUACGAAAGCCGAGUACAUGAGGAGAAAACAUAGAGAUCAGAAGGAGAAUGAAGGGUAUCGAUUACCGUGUGUAACGAAAGUGGAGAAGCGAUGUUCUCAGGGUCCGGCGGCGUUAUCUGUCCCUUAUCGACAUCGCCCUGACCCCACCACCGAGCGUCCAAACCCUACCAGCGUUCUUGCUUGUGUCGAGAAUCACCUUCCUGCGGGAUGCUCUCGAUCUGCUGCAGACCUGUACCACAGCGGAGCACACGCCAGAGCUCAUGUCCUCUCAUUACUGUUCCUGCCCGUCAUCGAUCUUGGCACUCAAGUGGCGAAAAGCUGUGUUAUCGUCAUUGAUCAACGUUCUUUAUCAGCACCGCCCCACUCCUCGAUGGCACCGCAUGAUGCAACCGUCAUUCCGUCGGAAACUAACCGUCUCGGAGUUCGGAUCACCAUCGCGCCUCAGGAUAGGCUUUCGGCCAAGCUUUCGAUCCCUAACAAAACUUUCAGCAGCUGGCGGCGCGCGUACUACUCCUCGUCGGGCAAUCGUGCGGCCUCCGGCUCGCCUGGCGGAUUGCGAGUCGUUAACACGGACGGUGCCAUCGCCGCAGCCGUCUUCGCCACCAUCCUUCCCACGUUUCUGGUCAUGUUCUGGUCAUUCGCCGUUCUCGUGUGGCUCCUCAUCAUCGCCUUCAGCAGCCCGAUCAGCGCACAGCGUUCUCUCCGCUCCGAGACCCGCACCCUGGCCGUGUUCACGUGGCUUGGACUAGCGCUCAUGAUCUGGCAGCUGCUCGGCUUCUUCAUCCCCGUCGGCAUCCUGGCUGCGAAGGUGCCUGUGCUGUACGUCACGACGUUCAUGGCGCUGCUCUUCGUGUGGGGCUGGCUGCUGUGGCUCGCCCUCUGCAUUGCUUGGGUGUACGAGUCCCGGUGGGCGAAGAAGAAUGCCCACGGCCAGACGCAGCAGAGCAUGCAGACGCUCGUGUCCCAGGAGGCGGCGCUCGAUUUCAACGCUUACGCUGGCAACAAGGACUGGGACAGCGAGAAUGAGCGUCCUAGCUAUAACGCCUACCGCACUCCGUACGACACGACUAUUGGCACAAGUGAGACGGAAAUCACGCCGUUCCAGCAGGCCGGGCCCAGCGUUUCCACCGAUGCGAAAGGACGUCCUAUCCAAGAUCACGAGGCAUCCAUCGCCCCAGCCCAUCCAAUAAUCUCGCCCACCGAGACGAAGGGUCAAUACAUGCGUGUACACAACCCUUAG